AUGGGAGUUGGAGGGACAUUAGAGUAUAUAUCAGAGCUAAUAGGAAAUGGAGGAAGCCAUAGCUAUGGCAAAAGGAAGAAGAAGAAACAGUUUCAGACAGUAGAACUCAAAGUUAGAAUGGAUUGUGAUGGUUGUGUCCUCAAAGUCAAAAACUCUCUUUCUUCUCUACAAGGAGUUAAAACGGUGGAGAUAAACAAGAAGCAACAAAAGGUGACAGUGAGUGGUUACGCGGAAGCGAACAAGGUCUUGAAGAAGGCCAUAGCGACCGGGAAGAAAGCUGAGAUAUGGCCGUACGUACCGUACAACUUGGUGGCUCAGCCGUACAUAACUCAGGCUUAUGACAAGAAGGCACCGCCUGGUUACGUCAGAAGAGUGGAACCACACGUCACCACCGGGACGAUGGCCGUUUACUACGAUGAUCCUUCUUAUACUUCUUUGUUUAGUGAUGAUAAUCCUAAUGCUUGCUCUAUUAUGUAG
Messenger RNA from Arabis nemorensis, 477 nucleotides. Lineage: Eukaryota; Viridiplantae; Streptophyta; Magnoliopsida; Brassicales; Brassicaceae. The record is from the annotation of a GenBank genome assembly.